Molecule: messenger RNA, 2061 nt
Organism: Chironomus riparius
Lineage: Eukaryota; Metazoa; Arthropoda; Insecta; Diptera; Chironomidae
Source: the annotation of a GenBank genome assembly
UCAUUCAUAACAAGUUUCCCUACUUCAAAGUGAAACGAUGUUCCUAAAAACAAUUUCCGUCCUUUCAUUAUUCCUAUUCAACUCUAUAUCCUUGUCAUCUUCAUCAGAUUGCUAUUGCGAUUAUGAUUUCCAUGACUAUCGAGGAUAUGGAUGUGAAGCAACGGGUGUAAGUUAUCUUAAUGAAUAUGAAGAAUUUAGAAUUGAAGGAGAUCACUUUCCUCUGGAUAGUGACAGUACCGUUGAAGUAAUGACAUUCAAGAAUUCCGAGAUUAGCUACAUCCCGUGGCAGAUCCUUGACACAUUUAAGAAUUUAAGAUAUUUGGAGAUAGCAAAUGCAAAACUGAAAGCUGUUAAUGAAAGAUCUCUGGAUGGCUGUGGACAUUUGAAGGAUUUGAAUUUGGAUGGGAACUUAAUCACUGAAUUACGUGCUGGUGUCUUCGAACAAUGUACUUACUUGCUGUAUCUUCGACUUGCUAAUAAUAAAAUCGACUCAAUUGACCCAAAUGCAUUUAUUGGUCUAGGAAACUUAUGGUACUUAGAUAUACAAGGAAAUUCGAUGUCGGAACUGAACUCGGCAAUUUUAUCGCCACUGUCAUCAAUGGUUCAAUUAUUCAUCGGAAGUAAUAAUUUGCAACAACUCGAUAAGAAUUUGUUCCUGAAUUCCUGGAAUCUUUCAGCACUUUACAUCUAUCGCUCACCAAUUUCCGAAUUCCAUCCAGAUACUUUCUUGUCAUUAACAAAGCUGAAUCGUUUGACAAUUUAUAAGGUUCAAAUAACAAAACUGAAUCCUGGGACAUUCCGAAACCUAAGAAAUUUGCCGUACUUAAUGAUAAGUGUUGGACAUUUAACAGAAAUAAAUGCAGACACUUUCACCGGAUUAAGCAAACUCAUGCAAAUUGAUUUGUCAUGGCAUCGCAUAACGAAAAUUGAUCCGCAUUCUUUUGACAGCCUCUCGAAUGUUGAAUAUUUUUAUAUCCCAAAUAAUCGAUUAACUGAACUUGAUAAUCAAUUAUUGGCCAGCAAUACGAAAGUCAAGUAUCUCGAUAUUUCAUUUAAUUUUAUAAAUGGUAUACAGGAAGGAUUUUUCGACUCAUUCGGCAAUAACUUGAAAUCUGUAUCUGCGAUGUCAAACGUGUGCAUUGAUAAGAAUUUUGGGAACAGCCAGUCAUCGAGUUUUACGAAUUUCACAACACAAGUGCUGCCCUAUUUUCGCAGAUGUUUUCGAAAUUAUAAUUCACGACACCCCGUAAAUCCUUGAUAAUUAUCAAACUUAUUAUCAAUGCGCAUAGAUUUGUGUCUACACACUUGUAUUUCCUGGUGUGUUGGGAGUUGUUCAUCAAUUACGUCUACUGUUGAGAUCCAACAUAUUGAGUUAAAAGGUGGGAAAGGGAGAGGAAUUGACUUAACCUGCUUCAAUGAGAGUAGCUGCAAAAGGUUAGUAGUCAGGAAGACCUUGCCACUCCGUUCCUUUGAGAUUGAAUUUCAAAUUAAAAAGAUAAUUCAAAAAAGAAAAGCAUAAAAAAUAAUUCCGGACCCUCCUUUGAGAUUUCGGAUCACCUCCCCCUCUCAAAUAUCUAGCCCUGUUUUUUGCUUCAGCCUUGGCCCCUUGUACCUGCAUAUCAUUAACUUCACCUGUCUCGUCUUGCUCUACAUACCCUUUCCUUGAAUUCUAGGUUAAUAUCAAGAUAAUUUUCUUUUUUUUCCGCCAAAAAUGUUCCAUCAAUUAAAAUAAAGGAAUGUUAUUAUUAUUAUUUUAAACUCAAAUUCUAGACGUCACUGAUGAACGACCCCAAAUAGUUUAUGCCGAAUAAAAUAAUAAAAUAAAUACACAGAUUAAUUAUUUCGUGUACUUAAUUCCUCGUAGACAAUAAAUUUUUAUUUGAACUAUUUUUAUUUUUGUGAAGGUCGUCAGAUGUAAUUCACAAAGUCUGUGCUGUAUGCCAUGGAUCUUGUAUACAAUUUAUCAACAUUUUUAUUUACUCAGUUUAUCCUUAUCAGUGUUAUUGAUGGAACUAAAAACCUUUCCUACUUUUUUUUGAUGAUUAUUAAUGUUGUUCGGUC